This is a messenger RNA of Exophiala mesophila, 4068 nucleotides long. Its product is annotated as sodium/hydrogen antiporter. Lineage: Eukaryota; Fungi; Ascomycota; Eurotiomycetes; Chaetothyriales; Herpotrichiellaceae. Gene Ontology annotation, cellular component: plasma membrane. The coding region runs from base 459 to 3845 and encodes 1128 amino acids. Gene Ontology annotation, biological process: sodium ion export across plasma membrane; regulation of membrane potential; intracellular potassium ion homeostasis. The transcript has a single exon. Gene Ontology annotation, molecular function: sodium:proton antiporter activity. The record is from RefSeq and is a predicted model, not a curated record.
CCCUACCGCACCUGUUCAAUCUCGAAGCCCGUCGAUUACUUUUAAGACCCUCCACCCCACCCCGUUCCCUCAUUUUCUACAAUCCUCCGGUCCUACCGGUCUCACUCUCUCUCCCUGCCUCCUUCUUGCCUGUCGGACAUCUCUCUUUGUCCGGGUCGACCGAACCAUCCUCCCACCGGUCGAGAUUGGAACACACUUGACCUGAAUGCAUCGCAUUUCAGAGCCAUCUUGUGAUCCGGACCAGAAAAAGGACAGUGACUGGGGCUGAAUAGCUGCCUGCACAUACCAUCCCAACCAGUCCCGGAAAGACGGACGUCCAAAUACCCCUGCUUCGCUACCAGCAUAACUAUUAUCGAGGAGGAGGCUGUCACCCUUCCCAUUUUGGCUUCCACCGUCGGCAACGCUAGAACCCACGGGGUCUCCUCUCCAAGUCGGGUCCGCCCCUCUCGGCCUUCACCAUGGCGUGGGAUCAUUUGUCCAUCAACAAACCACAUCUGGUCUAUAUCAUCCUCGGAGGCUUCACUAGCAUAUUCAUGCUAUGCUCGCUCUUCAUCAAGGAGAAAUUGUACAUUGGUGAAGCAACCGUGGCGACGCUCUGUGGUGUCAUAUUUGGCCCGCACGCUGCUGAUCUCAUCGACCCGCGGACAUGGGGCAACGUCGAUCAGAUCACCUUGGAGUUCUCGAGAAUCGUUCUCGUGGUCCAGUGCUUUGCCGUUGGCGUCGAAUUGCCCAAAGCAUACAUGGAACGACAUUGGAAAUCUGUUGUGUUCUUGCUCGUGCCAGUCAUGACUUUUGGCUGGCUUAUCACCAGUCUCUUCAUUUGGUGGAUGAUCGAGCCCCUCAGCUGGCUUGAGUCCCUCGUUUGUGCUGCAUGCGUCACUGCAACCGACCCCGUCCUCGCUUCCUCUGUCGUUGGCAAAGGUAAAUUCGCCAAACGAGUACCUAAGCAUCUAAGAGAUCUCCUGUCCGCCGAAUCCGGUUGCAACGAUGGCAUGGCUUUUCCCUUUAUCUAUCUCUCGCUCUAUCUGCUGAGAUACGAUCUUUCAGGCAGAGAGGUCGUCUUCCAUUGGAUUUGCUUCACUAUUUUGUAUGAAUGUAUAUUUGGAGCGAUAUACGGCGUUAUCAUUGGUUACCUCGGCCGACACGCCAUCAAAUUUGCCGAACGCAAGGGCUUGAUUGAUCGGGAAAGCUUCUUGGUGUUUUACUUCGUCCUGGCUUUGUUUUGUGCCGGCUCUGGCAGCUUGCUGGGCAUGGAUGAUCUGCUGAUCGGCUUCGCCGCUGGAGUGGGUUUCUCCAACGAUGGCUGGUUCACUGAAAAGACGGAAGAGUCUCACGUCUCCAACGUCAUUGACCUCCUCAUCAAUUUGGCUUACUUUGUCUACUUCGGUACCAUCAUCCCCUGGGAGCAGUAUAACUCCCCGGCACACGGCAUGGUCCCUUGGCGGUUGGUGGUUAUUGCCCUGUUUGUCCUCCUCUUUCGUCGGAUUCCCAUCAUGUUGGCCCUGAAGCCUUUCAUUCCAGAUGUGAAAACUUGGCGCGAAGCACUCUUCGCUGGUCACUUUGGACCCAUCGGUGUCGGCGCCAUAUUUGUCGCCAUCCUCGCUCGUGCAGAGUUGGAGUCGGAUUCUACCGAACCCUUGGCUGUGCUCCCAGAGCCUGGCUCAAAAGACUAUGAUUUGAUAUACUUGGUCUGGCCAAUCACCACAUUCCUCGUUAUCACAUCCAUCCUUGUUCAUGGAUCCUCAAUUGCUGUCUUCACCCUGGGGAAACGAAUCAACACCUUGACUAUCACUCUUUCAUACACACAGGGCAACGAGAAGGGCCCAGCAUGGAUGAAUAGACUGCCCAGGAUACAGUCGAGAUCCUUGUCACGCAUGUCGAGCUUCGAUGUUGAGACUGAAAAGCUCGACAUUCCACCAGGUGAACUGCCCCCUGUCGGACUUCCCCAACUUCACCUUCGCCGUCAGCGCGAGGAUGAAUACGAAAAGACGCCGGGAGCACGAUCCUCGAGUAUAGGAAAGUCACGCAGGCGCAAACGACGAGGUAAGAACUCGGACGAUAGAAUCGGUGGGCCCAUCAGCCAGAGUGCCAUUGCGCCAGUCAAAAGACUCGAAUCUCAGCAGGAAUUAGGUUCCGAUACAGCGUUGGACAAGUUGGCAGAUCCUUCGCCAGAAACCCAGCAAAGUGAAAUAACUGCCGAGUCGUCAAGAUCGUCGCCAGGACCAGAUGACAGGGACUUCGAAACACCCAAGAAGACCCGCCGACGAUCAGGUGCACAAUCCCGAUCUCGUUCUCCCACCCGUUCUGUUGAGAUUGAAGCAUAUCAGGAGGGUGAUGAGCUCGUCAUCGAGGAUGAAGAAGGGAACGUGCUCGAAACUGUCAAUACUUCUGGAAUGACCGAUGAGCAAAAGGCUCAGACCAUUGAGAAUGCUAGAGAAAAAUUGAGGAACGACACUACUGGACAAUUCACCAAGCACAAACACGAGCCUCACCCCAAAGAUGAAGGUGACGAGGCUGAGGCGACCCUCGAAGAAGCCGUGGAGCACCCUCAGAAGACUCUGAAACAAAGGUUCGAUGGCUGGAAAGGGUUCGGCAAGCGCAAAGACGACGGACCGGAGAGCAGCGGUCAAGCUCGUCCAGAGAGAAGACGAGGUCCUGCUCACGCAUAUCAGUUUGGCAAUACGGUGAUUGUCGAGGAUGAGGACGGAGAGGUAAUUAAAACAUAUACUCUACCGAGCGAACCUGGGAACGAUCGCAAGCGUGGCGAACAAUAUUUACGCCGUAUGAGUACUUGGGUUGGACUGGGUCGUCAAACGGCAGGCGAGGACGCGAACGACUCUGCCGCGGUGGACGCAGGUGGCGUGCCUACCAAGGACUCUGAUACCGAUCAGCAGCCCAAGAUCAAGGCUGGUCGCCGUUCGGAUGAGGAUGAAUCUGAUGAUGGCUUACGAAUGAUAAUUUCUCAGAGCGAGCAGUACGGUCUUACCGGGUUGCACAAGAAAACUCGGGACCAUCCCGGAACAGUUGCACUAGGUUCAGGUCGCAGACUCUCGACUCGGGACUUCAUCAAGCAAAUGCAGCAACUGGAUCCCAAGAGCAAAAUCCAGGCAAUCGAGGACAGCGAUGCCCCCGAGAUCAUGAAGAGAGAAAUGCGCAAAGCCACUCAAUCUAACGUUCCUUCAACGCCGGCCGAGCGCCCAGGUGGCCGUCGUACUGAGACGAAUACGGACGUGCGUUUUCAAACACGACGUUCAAGUGUCGGGCAAAGACAGAAGAACGACAACGGUGUGGAACCAAAGGAAGAUUACUUUACUUCCCACACUCGCCCCCAUCCCGCUCGACUCACAAGCACCAACACGGACGGCACUCUGGAGGAGGAGUCCGACGAAGAUUUCGAGGAAGAGGUACCUACUCAUAAUGUGCGCUCAAGCCUAGUGAAGCAUGGCCAAGGCCGGACUGCAGCAGAUUUGCGACGACGUAAAUUGGCAACGAUUCCUUCGAACGAGGAAGACGGUGGUGAUCAAGGCGAAUCCGCGGUCGAAAAGAAAAGGCGCCUGGCUGCUCUUGGUCAAGGCAAUAAUUCGAGCAGUGACAGUGAAGGCGAGGAGGACGCGCCUCGCAAUACUGGCGCUGCCGUUCCAGAGCCAGAACGCAAUCCUCCGGGCCAACCAAAAGCGCGCAUUCAAUGGGGUGGUGAGAGUGGUCGCGAGAAGAAGCAGGAGGAGGAGGUUGGAAAGGACAAGGAGACGGUUGAGGAAGACAUUUAUGCUGGUGAUCCAAUUGUGAGUGCGGCGCGCAAGUUGCGAGGCAUGAUCAAGAAUCGAUCCCAGCCUAAGCGAUCCUGAGGAUGAAGAAGAAUAAUAUCAACGGUUGAACGAGAUUUUGAUUGACGUUCUGGGAAACUUUGGAAUACAGCAAGCCUUGUUUGGGUUGGUGGGAACGUGUUUGCCCAUGUAUAGUGCUGGUGGCCCAUCUCGGGUUUUAUUCCACCUAUAAAGAAUUUGGCAUACCGAUUGAGCAUGAUUAGAUAGACAUACAUCAAUAGUUUUCAUCUCACUUGGACUUGAG